ACUGUGUCUCUGCGCUGGGGUUCUCCUGAGGGACUGCCAGGACCUCAUAAGUACAGAGUAACCUGGGGCUGUGACGGGAAAGAGAGCAGGCAGAAAGUGAAAGACACACGUCAUCUUGAAAUAAAUGGACUCCAGCCUGGUAAAAAGUACCAGUUGCAUGUGGCCACAGAGGGAGAAAAUGACAGCUAUAGCAAAUGGGUCUCAGCAUCUGUAACCACAGGUACAAUAACUUUAGGUUUUGGUCAAAUUUAUAAUUUAAUUAUUUUAUUUUGAAUAUUAUACAUAUUUUUCAGAUUCUUUAUAUCUGUGCCCAUAUUGUUAAUGGGGUUUUAGUGGAAAAACCAUAUGGUUCAAGAGAAAAUAGCCUAAUUAAGGAAUAAAACACUUCAAAUAAUUGUUUUAUGUCAUUUGAAAGCCACUCUGCAACUCUUCAAUUAUUAACUUUUGCACAAAUGACACCAGUUCGGCCCAAAACAUUACAACAAAAAUAUGUUGAAAUAGUUUUUUUAAAAUAAGUUGCAUCCAAAAUGACAAAAUUUGCUUUUUGUUUACAAAUUAUUUUCAUCCUAGUUGUCCCUGCACCCAGAGACUUAAAGAUAAACCAAUUAGAAGCGACCUCCUUGCCCUCAGCUGGACCAAGGCUCCUGGACUGGAACAAAUCCUACAGCGCUUCCUCGUUUCCUACAGCAGCCCAGAAACAGAGCACCGGGCAGCCAAUACUGAGGAAUGCCAGAAAACAUUAUCUGGCCUUCAACUGGGAACUGAAUACACUGUCAGUGUCUCAACUGUGCUGACCAGUGGGGAACCGAGUGAACCUGUGUGUACAACCAUCUUAACAGGUAAGAAAUCUCCCUCUUCUUAUUGCAAGUCAUCAUCAUCAUCACACUUAGCAGACUGGUGUGGUAAGGUAUAAGGGAAUGUGAAAGGAAUGCUCUAUAUUACUUCCAGUUAUACCAACAUUUUGGCAUGUAUCAACUGCCACCUUCAAGUAGUUGCUUUAUGUUCAUAAAAAUACAUCUUUCCCAUAGUACUCCCUGCUCCAGACAAGCUGAAUGUUGACUCAGUAAAUACCACAUCAGCUACUUUGAGCUGGCACCAGCCUUUUGGAAUAGACCAAAUCCAAUUCCACUACCUGAUUUCCUACAACUGUCCAGGGAAUAAAAGUUGCACCAAAACCGAAUCCUCAACUAGCAUCACUUUCCCCGACCUGCAACCUGCCACUGAUUACUCAGUCACUGUCAGGACUGUGCUGGAAAAUGGGAGGGAAAGUCAACCUGUGUCAACAACCUUCACCACAAGUAAGAAAGUACCCUUAAAGCCACAGUAUUCAAUUUCUCCAGUAGUUUCAAUGAAAUAUACUUGAGUUUGAAGAAUGAGGGUCAACAUUUUUUGUUGUGCAAAAGAGCACAGAUCUGUGCAAAAAAAUAACGUAAAACUCAUCUGCAGCGUGAUUUAAUUAGAAAUGUUCAAUUAUUUCUGGACGUUAUCAUAAAACGUUACCCCGCAUUUUAAACUUGAAUUAAUAAUCUCCAGCACCAUACCAAUUUCUAAAUACCAUUGUCUGGUUUAUUACUGUACGUUAUUACAACCCGUUACCCUGCUUAUUAACCUCAAAUGUAUUAUUUCCAUCACCAUACCAUUGUCUACAUACCAUUUUCUACAUAUUUAAAAAUAGCGAUUUAUGAAGUUUAGACUAAACACAGGUUUGAGAGCAAAGUUAGAAUGCAGUCAGACGAGCAGCUGCUGCUUAUUUACAACCCGGCUUGGAAAUCACAUCGUUUAAGAUAGCCCAAUUAAUACUGAAUUGGCUUUAAUGGGCUUUUAACCCUGUGAGACCCCCGGUUGCAAAAAUGCAACAGGUCCUAAACUCAUGUCAAACAAUACAUAGUUAAUCUCCUUAGACCCAGAUGUAUCUCUUGGUAGCAUUUAUUGUAUGUCCUGCCUUCUCUACGAUGUAGUGAUUAUGUAUAUAUAAAACACAUUUCUUUGAGAAACAAACAUUCUAAGCCAGAGCUAGAGGUAUUUUUAUAAGUGUUUCAAAAACGCAUUUGCAAUAACGCAUUUUAUUGUUUUACGUUUUAUCUUAUGUCUGUGUGUGUCCAUCCAUCCGUCCGUUCAUCUGUUUUUCAGACAUUCCACCACCAGCGUACAUAACAGUACAUUCAGCCACGGAGAGCUCUAUAUCUCUGAGCUGGAGGCCUCCUGAUGGACUGGAUGAACAGCCACACAAGUUUAAAGUCAUGUGGCUUUCAGAUGUUGAUUCUGACCUCCACCGUGUUGAGGAAGACUCAGGCCCUAUUAAUAUCGAAAACCUCAUGCCAGGUACAAAAUAUGAAAUCAGAGUGGCAACGAUUUGGGACAAUGGACAGCUUAGCCAGUUUGUUUCAAUGCAAACAUUCACAGGUGAGUUUCUUUUUCUCAAUUUGGACUAUUACGUUUUUCAAGGACAUUUGCCAAAGCUUUUAAGGUUUUUGUGUAGAAUAACAGCAGUAAGGAUGAAUUCAAGUAAAAACCCACCCACCUUUGCAAUGUUUAUGCAGUGUCUUUUUGUAACAGUGUAUAGGAUGUUUAAAGCUGGAAUCCUUAGUUGCUACAUCCAAUUAUGGACUUAUAAAUACAUUAUAUACCCAUUGAUUCUUAAAGAAUAUAACUUAUAAAUGCCUCAUAAGCUUACCCCAUCAGAACCCAAAAUACAGUACUCCAAUGUUUGUGAACAAUGUAAAUGUAAACAAACACUGUAUAGCCUCAAAACAAGGUUAAAACUAUCAUUUUGAUAUCAUGGAUUGGUCAGUCAUUGCAUUUUCUUUUAAACCUUUAUUUAACUAGGCAAGUCAGUUAAGAACAAAUUCUCAUUUACAAUGACGACCUACCCCGGCCAAACCCUCCCCUAACCCGGACAACUCUGGGCCAAUUGUGCGGCGCCCUAUGGGACUCCCGAUCACGGCCGGUUGUGAUACAGCCUGGUGUCGAACCCGGGUCUGUAGUGACGCCUCUAGCACUGCAGUGCACUGCGCCACUCGGUCCCCUAAACUAUGGUCUAAGCAAAAGUUCACAAGUAUGGUCCCAAAGAGUUUCCUUUAUUAUGCAUCUUCUAAUUUUAUGCCAAAAUCACAAGUCAUGACACUCCAACUCCAAUCGGUAACACUUCACUUGAAAGGGGUAUAAUGACUGUUGCAGUCCAGGAGAUAACACAAACCCAGUCACCAGACAGUAACACCAUACCAGCAACCAUCCGGCUCACUGUAAUGAAAAGUGCCUUUUAUUUGAGAACUCAAUAAGGUUGAAUAAUGUGUUAUGAGAGUUGUUAUGACUGACAAUGUAACACUCAUAAAGGUUUUAUAAGGGUUUUGUGAAUGUGUUCAAUCAGUAACACUUUAUAUGAAGGUGGUAUACAUAACACUUUUAUGAAACUAGUCAUAACCCCUUCAUGUGUUGCAGUAUCAUUCAUAAAAACCUUCAUAACACAUUUAUUCAACAUCAUUCAUAAUGUGUUUUCAAAACAAAAGUCCCCUGAGAUAACAUUGUAUUAAUCCAUUUGACAAUUAUUAUUAUUUUACUGUCACAAUAACCAUCCUCCUGAGACACCAUUCACAUAGUCUCUAGACAGAUGGGUUUCCUCCCACAAAUACCAAUGUUCCAGCAUACAUGUCUGUACUUAGACCAACAUCAAUUUGGCAGAGGAUAUUUUCAAUGAGUGUAUUGCUUAAGUGAGUAGUUUGCAUGCGUCCACAUUGUGUCCGCGUCUGUCGUGUUUCCGAGGAGAUCAUUUUUAAGCCCUGCCUAUCCAAACUUGUGAUUUGUUGGGAGAGUUGCCUGUCUGAAGAACACCCUCCCCCCAAAAAAAAGUAUCCUGCCAUGAAUGUCGGUCAUGUCUAGAUGGGAUCCAGCUUUUGUGAAAUUUACGUCAAAAGUUUUAUUUGAUAUAUUUUUGCAUUUUUACUAACUAUAACCAUUUUCCUAACCUUUAACUAAUUUCCUAACCUGCCACUUUAAUUAUCCUAACCUGCGGCUUUAAAUCUCCUAAACCUGCUUCGAGUAGUACAUUCUGACAAAAGCUGGAUCACAUGAAGCUAUGACCAUGAAUGUCCAACAUGAUUCCCAGACCUAGUGCUGUUGCCCUAGGUCUGCGAUUUCCGAGACUACUAUUCACGCAACAGGCACCAAAAGGACCAGUACAGGGUCAGCCUUACCUUACAGCAUUACCCUUGUAGUAGUUAAGGGGUUAAAUGCCUUGCUCAAUGCCACAGUGGGAGUAGGAGAUGGCACCAUCCCUGGGUGUAGUAUCUUUGGUUGAGAUAAAGACUAGGCGUUAGUUUGUGGAGCUAAAAGUCUUCAGGUGUCAGCUAAGAUUCCAUCAAGACCUUGGCUGAAAUAAUAUUUGAAAUCUUUUAAAUACUUUGAGCGUUUGCCUGAGCCUGUCUGGAGUGACAGAUGGGCAUGUGAGGUUCGCACUUUUGGGACCAUUCCAUUGAUUCCAUUGUGCCAGGCGAGCUCAGUCAAGCACAGAUAUCUUAUGUAUAUUUAAGAUCUAGGGCUGGUGCCAUCCCCUACUUCCAUUCUGGCCGUGAGUAAGACGUGUAACCCCUAAACUGCUACAAGAGGAAUGUUGUAAGGCUUACCCUGUGCUGCUCCCAUUCUGUUGCGUGAAGUGUGUCAGGAGUUUGUGUACUGUGACAGUAAAAAAUAAAAUAACAAAUUUGACAAUGUAUAAAUACAAUUUAAUUAAAAGGGACUUUUCUUUUAAAAAUGAAUAAAUGAUGUUGAAUAAAUGUGUUAUGAAGGUUGUUAUGAAUGAUACAGCAACACUCAUAAAGGUGUUAUUGAUACCCUUAUCAUAAAGUGUUGUUAACACCAUGGUUUCUUAUGAAACGAUAUAUUCACUUUAAUAUACAAUGGCAGUUAAUGACAAACAUCAAUUCAGUUUGAAACAGUUAUACCUGUGUAAUUGGUGUUAGCAUUUGGAAAGUAUAGUAAGUUUCACUGUGUGAAAAUAUGAAUAACACCAUCCUUAUGUAAGAAAGGAUACAUUUUCUUCUCACUUAACCACAUUUUAUCUGAACGAAUACCAUGAUAUUUGCUAUUUUUCAGAACCAUCUUCUCCUGGGAAUUUGUGGGUUGAAGAGGUGAAAAGAAAAUCUAUCACAUUGUGUUGGGACAUACCAGCGAACAUGGAAGAAGUGUCUUAUUCAUUUAUCAUUACCUACUCUUGCAAUGGAGAUGAAAAAGAGAAAGAGACUAAAAACAACAGCAUUGUUCUUUCUGAUCUUGAACCAGACACAAAAUACACCUUCAGCGUCACCACAGUGACGAAGCAUGGCAGCAGGAGUACAAGGAAAACAUUGCACGAGUGCACACGUAAGUAUAUUUACAACCUAACAUUUUAAGGUAACUUGAAAUUAAAGCUAGAGUCCUUAGUUCCAUCUUUAUAAUUUAUUGAUAUAUACCCAUUGAUUCUUGAAGAAUAUACUGUAACUUAUAAAUGCCUCAUGAGCUUAGUUCAAAUGUCGUACUCCAUCACAACCUAAAUAUAAGCUUGAUUUACCCCCACUGUUUAUAAACAUUGUAAAUGUAAACAAACACUGUAUAGCCUGUAUAGACAUGGUUAAAACUAUCAUUUUGAUAUCACGAAUGGCCAGUCAUUACAUCCAUAGCUCUGUAUGAAUUCGAGUGGUUACAUUUCUCCAGGCCCAUCCCUCAGCUUUUUCCAAAAACAGGUGGGAUGUUUGCUUUGUUGUUGUUUCAAUUAAGGAUUCUAGCUUUAACUGCCUGCAAAUAAAGAUAAUAUUCACCCUCAGUGGGGAUGUAAUCAGUAUAGUAUUUGUAGUUUUGUGUGUAGUGGAUGUGAAACUCGCCCAUAGCAUGUUGGCUGGAGUACAAUGGUUACAUCACACCUUCCUUGAAGUCUAAAGCCAACUGUUGAUCACGGAGCGAAAGUAGUCUCGUGCUCUUUUUGACUAAGAUGGUUGGCUUUGAGUUGUGUGUAUUGUUAUAAAAUGUAAUCCUCUACCUUUUCUAUACGAAUCAUCCAGAUAAGUCUGAUGUAAAUCAAAGGUGCACUUAUGCAGAAAUUGCUCCGCCAGUUCCUGGUUGCUAAAAUUCUAGUAGUUUGCCUAAUUUCAGUUUAUGUGACCAAACAAGCAAGUAUAGUGUAGAGAAUCAUUACACCAUUUAAACUGCUGUGAAAUACAUUUUCCAUAACCACAAAUAUGAGCUGUGUUUGAAUACCCAUACUAACAUAAUGUAUACUAAAUACUUAAUGAGUAUAUACUACAUACUAUAUACUAUUUGUUCAUUUUAGUAUACUGUAAACAAACGGUAUCCUUUCAGUUGAGCGUACUAGCGCUUCGCCUGUCUACCUGAAGUUGAUGCUGUUGCUAUGCAAUCUCUUGCAAGCUUGUUAGCAUAACAAAUUACUAGCUAGACAUCUUAGGACUUCGGGUGUGUUCGUAAAUUCAAUCUGGAGUGCCAGAGAGCGCUCAGAGUGUGCUCUGGGUGUUCGUAAAUUCAGAGCGUUGUCAAAUUGUCCAUUCGUAAAUUCAGAGCGUACACUGGACGCUCUGGACGAGGAGUAGGGUUGAUCCAUGCGUUCUGACCUCACAACAGCAGUCAAGCACCCAGGCUAACUGGCUAAAGUUGGCUAGCUUGCUAGCUACUUCCAGACACAAAUGAGAGAACAACUCACUCUGACCAUUUUACUCGCACUAGCAGAGCUGGUUAGGCAGUUUUUUUAAUGUUAUCCAGAGCGUUUAUGACUAACUGUGCUGCUGCCUGGCAACAAUUUAAUUAAGCUUUUUUGCCAACGUUUACUGACACCGGCCAUAUUCAACGGGUGUUGAGCGUUCGUAAAUUCAACAGCUUUGGCACACUCAGACAAGAGUACUCUGAAAUCGGAGUAGAUAGCCAGAGCGAAUUACGAACGCACCUGAAUUAACAAUAUCCAUUGAGAACGCACAAAGACUAUACCAUUUAGUUAAGCUAAGAAUGACGUGAAUAAUCAAGUCAAUAAACGUUGGGUAAUUAGAUAGCAUAUAAAUAAUAUACUGGCAAGUUCGAUGUAUUAGUAGCCAACUAACGUUAGGUAACUAGCUAACAUACCGGUACAUACUGCUGUAAUGAUAUGCUAUGCGGUUCGUAAGGAUAGCAUAACUAACAAAUUGUUAGCCAACGUAACGUGUAACUUAUUUGAAAAGUUAUUAGAUUAUUACAUUGCUCAACAUUUUCUUAACAUUUGUCAUAAUUAGUUAAAGCAAUGAAUUUGUGUCCGCUCUCGUCGGACUUCAGCUGCAUAUUUUCUGCCAUUUUCUUCAAAUCGGAAAAAGUUGUGAAGCAACGCUCAUUUUCUGAAGAAUUGCAUUAUGGGAAAACACGGAAAUAGUGUCCACUGCUUGUAUACUUCAUAUUUUGGCGAAUGUAGUACGACAUCACGGGAUCUUUUGGCAUACUAACUGUAUCCAUAGUAUGACCAAUAAGCAUACUACAUACUCAAUUUACGUCACAAAUAGUAUGGUUAGUGCGGUUAGUAUGAGUAUUCAAACACAGCUCUUGUCUUUUCAGAUUUUUUAAGCUGGUGUACAAACCUGAAAGAAAAAACGAAACUUAAGAACGGGAAGCAUAGAAAUAGCACACAUACACUACCGGUCAAAAGUUUGGACACACCUACUCAUUCAAGGAUUUGUCUUUAUUUUUACUAUUUUCUACUUUGUAGAAUAAUAGUGAAGACAUCAAAACUAUGAAAUAACACAAAUAUAUUUUAUAUUUUAUAUUCUUCAAAUAGCCACCAUUUGCCUUGAUGACAGCUUUGCACACUCUUGGCAUUCUCUCAACUAGCUUCAUGAGGUAGUCACCUGGAAUGCAUUUAAAUUAACAGGUGUGCCUUCUUAGAAGUUAAUUUGUGGAAUUUCUUUCCUUCUUAAUGCGUUUGAGCCAAUCAGUUUUCUGGUUACUACAUGAUACAUGAUACAUGAUGUGUUAUUUCAUAGUUUUGAUGUCUUCACUAUUAUUCUACAAUGUAGAAAAUAGUAAAAAAUUAAGAAAAACCCUUGAAUGAGUAAGUGUUCUAAAACGUUUGACCAGUAGUGUAGAUCAGAUCUACUGCUUCUUAGACUUGCUUUCAACGACAAUGACAGUUCUAUAACUCACAUUUCUAUAUGAAUUUGGUCAGGUCGGCCAAAAAGUUACAUAUUGCAGUUUUAAAUAUAAAAUCCAAUGCUACCGCCAAGGACUAUAGAAGUCACAAAAAUACACUUACCAUCCUUACCAUUUUCGAUUACAGGCUCAAUUCUGCAAGGCCUAAUAGACAAGUUGGGACUGAAGAAGAAACUUACAACAGAGAUCGUGCGAGAGAUUGACGAAGAUUCUGACAAACCUGUAACCAGUCUUGUAUUACAACAACAGUGUUUCUUAAGGAGGUUAUUGAUGAUGAAUAUGAACGCCAGAAGUCUUAAAUGUGACACUGACCGAGACAGCUCAAUUACAGAAGUGAAUCCUCUAGACCUCAUCACAGCCCUGUUUAUAUGUUCAGAUGGUUUCCUGCAGCAGGAGAUGGCCCUGAAAAUGUCUAUGUGCCAGUUUGCUGUUCCUCUCCUGCUGCCCAACUGUGACACAGAACAAAGCACUUUGAUGCUGUGGGCCAUGAGAGAUAUUGUGAAGCAGAUUCGACCCUGCUCUUCUGAGUGUGAGUUUGUUGAGAAUAGCAUUGUGCAGACUGACCUCCCUAUGGUGUCUUUUGUUAGACUGGGCAACAGCACCUUGUCAAAGUCUCAGCUUUUGAAUGAGGUUAUAAGCAAUUCUCAGCAGAACUACAACACGUUUGUUCACAAAAACAUGACAGCUGGCAACAUAAGAAGGAUGAUCUCUGAUGGUUUAGUGGAAAUCAGCUGGUACCUUCCCUGUGGUAAACAAAACAUUGAUGUCUUCACUGAACCUGUGGCUGUGGCGAAUCUUCGUGGGGAUGUAUGCAGCUUUCAGACCCAGUUCUCUUUCCUCUGUCAAACAUCUGCAGCAGUGUUUGUGUUCUGUGAUGAUUUAGGUUCUGACUGCAGUAUACUGAAUCUCCAGAACAUGAAAGCUCAUCUCUUCAUUGUAUGCACCGCUGAGGCUCAAAUCUAUGAUGUAACCAGAUUUGAGAAACACUCAAUAAUAAGGAAAGACAAGCAAAUGAACGAUGCACAGCUUGUGAAGAAGCUCCGCUCUGCAGUCACAGUCGUCAUGAAGGAAAACCCACACAAAUUAAAAGUGCAGGAAAUGCCUGGUGUUGCACACACCUUGAAUAUCCUUGUGGAUGAAGAUGGUGUCUGCCUGAGAGCUAAGAAAAGGGCAGAUUCAAUUACAACAAAUAUAGAUUGCAUACCAAGCUAUAAGAACAGUCAACUACCCUUACAGGGGGAUAUUUGGAAAAGACUGACUACACUGGAGAAAGAGGAGUGUAAACUGAAUACAGCAGUGGGAGAAAUGAACAGGAGUGAGCUCAAGCAAGAGAAAGAGGAACUCAGGAAGGAACAAUUGUCUCAUGGCAUAAAAGAUGACAUCUCCAAUUUCAUUGAUGGUUUGAAGAGCUCCAGAGAAGAGCGCCCCUAUUUCCUCAAGUGGAUGAAGCUCAAUCUGGACAACCUGUCAAGAGCAUGCCUAUCCGACCUCAGGAAGGACUAUAAAGACAUGUGUCAGCGUUCUCCAGAAAAUAAAGAAGUCAUUGCCAACUUAGACAAAAAGAUCUCAGACAGUUCCUUAGGAACCGAACAUUUCCUUAGGGAAGUAGGACAGCUAUAUGAGUCAUCCAUGUCCUCAGACGAAACCAGUGCCAUUCAACAUCAAGUACAAGAACUGCCAAUAAUCUGUGCCCAGUUGAUACUGGAUGGCUUUCCACUGGAGCUGAUAGAUGGUGAUGCAUCAAACAUCCCAAUUAAGUGGAUAACAGAUGUUCUUAAAGAACUUAACAAUUUAACAAAGUCUGACUGUAAGAUCCGGGUGGUUACUGUUUUAGGGGUUCAAAGCAGUGGAAAGUCCACCCUUCUGAAUACCAUGUUUGGGGUUCAGUUUGCAGUCAGCAGUGGAAGAUGCACUCGAGGUGCCUUCAUGCAGCUGAUCAAAGUGAAAGAUGAAUUGAAGAUUGAACUACAAUGUGACUUCAUCAUGGUCAUCGACACAGAGGGCUUGAAGUCACCUCAAUCGACCCAGCUUACUGACAAUUAUCAGCAUGAUAAUGAACUAGCCACACUUUUGGUAGGACUGAGUGACAUCUCAAUUGUUAAUAUUGCAAUGGACAACACCACAGAUAUGAAAGACAUCCUGCAGAUUGUAGCCCAUGCCUUCCUCAGAAUGAAAGAAUUAGGGAAGAAACCCAGUUGUCAGCUGGUGCAGCAGAAUGUUGCAGAUAUAUCUGCUCAUGGCAAAAACCUUAGGGACAGGAAUCGCCUUCUUAACCAGCUGGAUGAGAUGACAAUUGUUGCAAGCAGGAUGGAAAAUACAGGCAAUGACACUAAGUUCACUGACAUCAUAGAGUGCAAUCUAGAGGACACCUGUUAUAUCCCAGGUCUCUGGCAUGGCAGUCCACCCAUGGCACCUGUCAAUGAGGGUUACAGCGAAGAGGUGGCCAAUUUGAAGAGGAAGUUGAUAAAUGCAUUCAAAAAAGCAAAAGGCUCAGCACAAACAAUCCCAAAGUUUGUUGAUGAGCUCAGAAGUUUAUGGAUGUCAGUUAAAUAUGAGAACUUCAUCUUUAGUUUCCGCAACAGCAUUGUGGCCGAGGCAUACAACAACCUGUGUGUGGAGUUUGAUAGAUGGGACAGGUCCUUCCAAAAGCACAUGUACAAAUGGCUUACUGAAGCAGAAACCAGGGUGGCAAACUAUGACAUGAUGGGGUACUCAGAAGAAUCUGGCCUAGAUGAAGUAUUGAGUAGUCUGAAAAUUGAGGCCAGCAAUGAGCUACAAAGAGAGGGAAAAUUGUUUCGCGACAGUGUGACUACCUAUUACAAAAGUGAGGGAAAUGUGUAUCUGGUUGAGAAGUAUAGGGAAGAAUUUAAAAAAGGUGCAGAGAGCCGCUGCAAGGAGACUGAAAGUGUAGUGAGGAAGAAGCUAGAGGUUGCAGUUGAUGUAAGAAAAUGCACCUUCGGGGUAGACAAGAUUAAGAUAAGUAACAGGGAUACUCUUGACAAGCAAGUGUCUGACCUUGUUAAGAAAUUUAGUGGAGAGGAAAAUCCAAUGAACGACCAACAACUAGGGAAUACAUUUGAAGAGAUGUGGAAGCAAACAACAGGGAAGCUCUCAUUUAAAGGUCUGGAGCAGCAAAAUAUUUCCAAAGAUAUCUACAAUAAUCUAAAAAUGAACUUAGGAAGAAAAUGUAGCACGGUCCAGGAAAUGUUACAUAAAGCUUCACCUCUGGAGAACUGUGGACUUAAGGAAUUUCAAGUGAAAAGUGAACACAAAAUAUUUUCGAAUUUACCAAAAUUCAUGAAGACCAAAGACAGCCAACAAAUAUCAAAGAAAAAAACUCAAGCAAUGUCCAUUGACAUCAUAAACCGCAGUAAGAGGUUUGUUUCAAACAAGGUGAAAGAAAGAACAGACUACCACCACACUUACAUCACGGAACUACUGGAACUGAUUGAGGACAACCUUUACAGAGACAAUGAAUUGCCAAAUCAGUUCCAGAAUUUGUGGCAUCUCUUAAGAUACACAUCUGUGGGCAUGCAGCAAGGGAAUUUCAGGAAAUGCAUGAAGCUUUCAACAGAGACAAUGACCCCCGACAAAGCCUGGAGAAACUGAAACCGCAGUUCUUGGCUGACUUCAAAGACCUUUUCUACAAGAGAGACCAGUGCAAAAGAAAGGCUGAAGAGUUUACCAACCUCUGUCUGAAACCUGCAGUGAGAGAUUUUAUCACCAAAUCUCUUGGACCAGACAUUUAUGAUGAAAUGCUUUCCAACAGUGAUGAUGUGGAUUUCAGCACAAGGAGGUCUUUUCAGUUUUCUAUACUUAAGAACCUACUAUCAGAAGAUUUUCGGACAUUCUUCAAGUACACUGACUACUAUGAGUCAUUUGCAUUUGAGUUCAUUUGA
Messenger RNA from Coregonus sp. 'balchen', 12044 nucleotides. NCBI's taxonomy places the organism in Eukaryota, Metazoa, Chordata, Actinopteri, Salmoniformes, Salmonidae. The record is from the annotation of a GenBank genome assembly.